Penicillium brevicompactum is the source of this 789-nucleotide messenger RNA. RefSeq lists its product as uncharacterized. The transcript has 2 exons. NCBI's taxonomy places the organism in Eukaryota, Fungi, Ascomycota, Eurotiomycetes, Eurotiales, Aspergillaceae. The coding region runs from base 1 to 789 and encodes 262 amino acids. The record is from RefSeq and is a predicted model, not a curated record.
AUGAGAGAUUCAGGUCCCCAGACAGAGGAAACAAUCGCUAAGCUACGACGUCAGCUUGAGGAAGAGAAGAAAGCGCGAGAAGACGCAGAGCGCCGUGAAGGAGAAGAGAAACAGGCGCGAGAAGAAGCAGAGCGCCUCCAGGGAGAGGCUGAACGGCGACUCGAACCCAACACACUAUUCCGCCUCCUCGAUCACUGCCACAACUCUCUGUCUCAAGCGAUCCGAGUCGAAACGGAUGCGACUCUCACGACCCAGAGCGAUGCGACUGACCCCGUCAACCGACUUUAUCCGAAGCGCAUUGUCCCUUGGCUUGACUUCCCUCAACCCCAAGAGCAAAUCUGGAGGAAAUUCGACCGCGCAGAUGGUUUCACCUCGCGCCCACUAUUCCCUUCUGAUACCCAAAUCGAUUAUGUCCUUACGAAUAUCCAGAACAGGCCGAUCUAUUCGGAAGCGUCUCUUCGAAAUUUUGAGCGAGAUACGGUGGAUAACUUAGUCGAAAGGGUCAUUAUGGCUUUACAAGAUGAUGAGCCCCUUCGAAAUGAGUUUGGAAUUCAAGGCCGAGUCACCUUCUACGACCGCGCAAACCCAUCGGAAACCUCGCUGGAGAAGAGCCUGGAGCAAAUGAACCUUCAAGACGCACGGACACCCCAGCGACCAGCGAACACAAGGCAUAAGAGAGGCAGAGGAAGGGGGACAGGAGCGCCGCAGAGACAGAAGAGCGCUGGCACUACACGAAGACGCAAUCGCCGCGCGGACCAGUUCUGCGUGCAUGUUGUGGCCAACGAGUGA